This is a messenger RNA of Pipistrellus kuhlii (Kuhl's pipistrelle), 4297 nucleotides long. It is a transcript of the gene CASR, whose product is annotated as calcium sensing receptor. The coding region runs from base 670 to 3915 and encodes 1081 amino acids. Gene Ontology annotation, cellular component: membrane. The transcript has 8 exons. Gene Ontology annotation, molecular function: calcium ion binding; G protein-coupled receptor activity. Gene Ontology annotation, biological process: regulation of calcium ion transport; detection of calcium ion; G protein-coupled receptor signaling pathway. Lineage: Eukaryota; Metazoa; Chordata; Mammalia; Chiroptera; Vespertilionidae. The record is from RefSeq and is a predicted model, not a curated record.
GACCAGACCCGACGGGGGAGGGAAGACGCGCCCUGGGCGCAGGGCUCCCCGGAGUCCGCUCGGCGCGGUCAGGUGGGGCAGACGGCGAGGGAAGCCGGGCUGCUCGGGGUGCAGGGUCAGAGAGCCUCCGCGAGGGGCUCCGAGGGGAGCUGGACUCGGCAGUCGAGGACCCCGCGGGGCAGGCGGGCGGGGAGCGGGCGAGGGGCGGAGCUCGGAGGCCGGGGCCGCGGCGGCUGCCCAGAGGGCCUGCGGGGGCUGCGGGGACUGCGGUGGCCAGGUCUGGGGGCGGGCGCCUCUCCGGACCGGAACCUAGGAAUCAGGAGCGGGGCCCGCGCGCCGUCUCAGCUAAGCCGAGAGCCCAUCCUCGCGGGGACCCACAGCCGACGGGCCGGCGCUGUCCCAGGUGAGGGGUCCGGGUCUGGGCGCCAGAAAGGAUCGCAGCAGUCUCUACAUGAUGUGGCUUCUAAAGAUUCAAGGCCCACCCACCUUCCUAGUCUGCAAUGGAAACGGCAGAAAUGGAAAUUCAAACAUCACAAUUCCCAUUCUGUUAUUGAUCACUCUGUAGGCAUGUGCCCCCACCGCAAGGAGUGAACUGCACCAAGGGGGAAAGUUCUUGGGGCCCCCAAACUUCAGCACUUCUGUCUCUCCCCCUGGAGAGGAAGCACAACUAUGGCACUUUAUAGCUGCUAUUUGAUCCUCUUGGCAUUUAUGUGGCACACUUCUGCCUAUGGGCCUGACCAGCGAGCUCAGAAGAAAGGGGACAUUAUCCUUGGGGGACUCUUUCCUAUUCACUUUGGAGUAGCAGCCAAAGAUCAAGAUCUAAAGUCAAGGCCAGAGUCUGUGGAAUGCAUCAGGUAUAAUUUUCGGGGGUUUCGCUGGUUACAAGCCAUGAUAUUUGCCAUAGAGGAAAUAAACAGUAGCCCGGCUCUCCUUCCCAACAUGACGCUGGGAUACCGGAUAUUCGAUACUUGCAACACCGUUUCUAAAGCCUUGGAGGCCACCCUGAGUUUUGUGGCCCAGAACAAAAUCGAUUCUUUGAACCUUGAUGAGUUCUGCAACUGCUCGCGGCACAUCCCCUCUACCAUUGCUGUGGUGGGGGCAACCGGCUCCGGCAUCUCCACAGCUGUGGCAAACCUGCUGGGGCUCUUCUACAUUCCCCAGGUCAGUUAUGCCUCCUCCAGCAGACUCCUCAGCAAUAAGAAUCAGUUCAAGUCCUUUCUCCGUACCAUCCCGAAUGAUGAGCACCAGGCCACCGCCAUGGCGGACAUUAUUGAGUAUUUCCGCUGGAACUGGGUGGGCACCAUUGCAGCUGAUGAUGACUAUGGCCGGCCAGGGAUUGAGAAAUUCCGAGAAGAAGCUGAGGAGAGGGACAUAUGCAUUGACUUCAGUGAACUCAUCUCCCAGUACUCUGAUGAGGAAGAGAUCCAGCAGGUAGUAGAAGUCAUCCAGAAUUCCACAGCCAAAGUCAUCGUCGUCUUCUCUAGUGGCCCAGACCUUGAACCCCUCAUCAAGGAGAUCGUUCGGCGCAAUAUCACAGGGAGGAUCUGGCUGGCCAGCGAGGCCUGGGCCAGUUCUUCUCUGAUCGCCAUGCCGGAGUACUUCCACGUGGUCGGAGGCACUAUUGGAUUUGGUCUGAAGGCCGGGCAGAUACCAGGGUUCCGUGAAUUCUUACAGAAAGUCCAUCCCAGGAAAUCUGCCCACAAUGGUUUUGCCAAGGAGUUCUGGGAAGAAACAUUUAACUGCCACCUCCAAGAAGGUGCUAAAGGACCAUUACCCAUGGACACCUUCCUGAAAAGUCAAGAAGAAGGUGGUGGUAGGAUAAGCAACAGCUCCACUAUCUUCCGACCUUUCUGUACAGGGGAUGAGAACAUCAGCAGUGUUGAGACCCCUUACAUGGAUUACACACACUUACGGAUAUCCUACAACGUCUACUUAGCCGUCUACUCCAUUGCUCAUGCCCUGCAAGAUAUAUACACGUGCUUACCUGGGAAAGGGCUCUUCACCAACGGUUCCUGUGCCGAUAUCAAGAAGGUUGAGGCUUGGCAGGUCCUGAAGCACUUACGUCACCUAAACUUUACCAACAAUAUGGGGGAACAAGUGACUUUUGAUGAAUGUGGUGACUUGGUGGGGAACUACUCCAUCAUCAACUGGCACCUCUCUCCAGAGGACGGUUCCAUUGUGUUUAAGGAAGUUGGAUAUUACAACGUCUAUGCCAAGAAAGGAGAAAGGCUCUUCAUCAAUGAGAAGAAAAUCCUGUGGAGUGGGUUCUCCAGAGAGGUGCCUUUCUCCAACUGCAGCCGGAUCUGCCUGGCAGGGACCAGGAAGGGAAUCAUUGAGGGGGAGCCCACCUGCUGCUUUGAGUGCGUGGAGUGUCCCGAUGGGGAGUACAGCGACGAGACAGAUGCAAGUGCCUGCGACAAGUGCCCGGAUGACUUCUGGUCCAACGAGAACCACACGUCGUGCAUCGCCAAGGAGAUCGAGUUUCUGUCCUGGACGGAGCCGUUUGGGAUCGCGCUCACGCUCUUCGCCGUGCUGGGCAUUUUCCUGACGGCCUUCGUGCUGGGCGUCUUCACCAAGUUCCGCAACACGCCCAUCGUCAAGGCCACCAACCGCGAGCUCUCCUACCUCCUCCUCUUCUCCCUGCUCUGCUGCUUCUCCAGCUCCCUGUUCUUCAUCGGGGAGCCCCAGGACUGGACGUGCCGCCUGCGCCAGCCGGCCUUCGGCAUCAGCUUCGUGCUCUGCAUCUCCUGCAUCCUGGUGAAAACCAACCGCGUGCUGCUGGUGUUCGAGGCCAAGAUCCCCACCAGCUUCCACCGCAAGUGGUGGGGGCUCAACCUGCAGUUCCUGCUGGUCUUCCUCUGCACCUUCAUGCAGAUCGUCAUCUGCGCCAUCUGGCUCUACACGGCGCCGCCCUCCAGCUACCGCAACCACGAGCUGGAGGACGAGGUCAUCUUCAUCACGUGCCACGAGGGCUCGCUCAUGGCGUUGGGCUUCCUGAUCGGCUACACCUGCCUGCUGGCCGCCGUCUGCUUCUUCUUCGCCUUCAAGUCCCGCAAGCUGCCCGAGAACUUCAACGAGGCCAAGUUCAUCACCUUCAGCAUGCUCAUCUUCUUCAUCGUCUGGAUCUCCUUCAUCCCGGCCUACGCCAGCACCUAUGGCAAGUUCGUCUCGGCCGUGGAGGUGAUCGCCAUCCUGGCGGCCAGCUUCGGCCUGCUGGCCUGCAUCUUCUUCAACAAGGUCUACAUCAUCCUCUUCAAGCCGGCCCGCAACACCAUCGAGGAGGUGCGCUGCAGCACCGCCGCGCACGCCUUCAAGGUGGCGGCCCGCGCCACGCUGCGCCGCAGCAACGUCUCCCGCAGGCGCUCCGGCAGCCUCGGCGGCUCCACGGGCUCCACCCCGUCCUCUUCCUCCCCCAUCAGCAGCAAGAGCAACAGCGAGGACCCCUUCCCGCAGCCCGAGAGGCAGAAGCCGCAGCAGCCGCUCGCCCUGCCCCAGCGGGAGCCGCAGCCGCAGCAGCAGCCGCCCUCGGCCCUGCAGCCUCAGCAGCAGCAGCAGCAGCCCAGGUGCAAGCAGGUCAUCUUCGGCAGCGGCACCGUCACCUUCUCGCUGAGCUUUGACGAGCCUCAGAAGGGUGCCCACCGCAAUUCCUCGCACCAGAACUCCCUGGAGUCCCAGAAAAGCAAUGACACCCUCACCAGGCACCAGGCGCUGCUCCCGCUGCAGUGUGCGGAUCCAGACUCAGAACUGAGCGCCCCGGAGACUGGCCUGCAAGCGCCUGCAGGUGGAGACCGCCAGCCGCCGCCGGGGACUGAGGACCCCGAGGAGGUGCCCCCGGCUCUGGUGGUGUCCAACUCCCGGAGCUUCGUCAUCAGCGGGGGAGGCAGCACUGUCACAGAGAACAGGCUGCACUCCUAAGCCCGGAGGAGGCCAGUGGUCCAGGAGGGAUCCAGAGAUUUCCUGGGAUCCACACAUCCUCCCGCAGGGAGGAGGGGCUGCUCCCAACUCUUCUCUGAGGAAGGAGGAACAAUAGUCAUGCCAAACGCCUCCAACUUAGCUGCACUGUUUUAUGGGACAGUGAGUUGACUAAUGUUCCCUUUAACAUUAAAGAAAAAGAAGAAGAGCCAUGUGUGCUUCUGUGGUUGGAUUCGUCCCAGCGCUGGGGUAGCCAUGGUCAGAUUCCCUGUUCUUGUCUCUUCUUUUGUGCUCUUCUUCUGUUCUGUCUGACCCAGCAGCCCUGAGGUGGAACAGGCUUUAAGGGAUUCCCUGACCCUCCACCCUCUCCUCUUCUUUCCCCACC